AUUAGUAAGAUAAAUUACAAAAAAACAAUUAUAAUAAUGUUUAUUAAGUUACAUAAAAUAAAUAUUAUACAACUAAAUCCCUCUUAAUAUUAAACAACAUUUAAUUAAUUUAUAAAAUUUGUUUUAAUCAAUUUAAAAUUCUGUAUUAAAAAUUAGCAAAAAAUUUAAGGUGAACAUAAGAUGGCCUGAUUUUCUACUUAAUUAGCCAAUUUUCCAAACAAAAUGAAGUUGCUCAAAGUUUGCGUUCUUAAUUCUUAUCGCAUUCUCCGACAAAAUUUCCAACUAGAUAAGCUAUUCGUCUGACUCAGCUUCCGUGAUCCGAAACGACCCCACCUGACCCAACUCAAACUUAACUUAACCCGACAAGAAUCUUUAAUCGCAUUCACAAACGGCUAAAUUAUCAAUUAAUUAAAUUAAGUUAAUUAUCUAAUAGUAAUGACCUCGUCGCCUAUAAAUUAAAACUCUCUUCUCUAAACUUCCUCACACAAUCACACUGCAUCCCAUAACAUCGGAACUACAAAUAAAAACAGCAAACGCCGUCGUUUCACAAUGCUCUCUUCUUCCUCAACCUUCUUCGCUCCUCCAUUUCUCUCCUCUUCUCUCUCACCACCGUCUCGAACUUCCAGGAUCUCGCCGCCUCUUUCUGCCACCACCGCCGCCUCUUCUUACUACACAUGCGCCGACGAUCCACCAAGACUGCGGCAGAUCCCGCAGCGAUUGUCGGCGGCAGCGUCUCUCUACGAGAUUCUCGAAAUCCCCGUCGGCUCGACGAGCCAAGAGAUCAAAUCGUCUUACCGGCGGCUGGCGAGGAUCUGCCAUCCCGACGUGGCGGGAAACGGUCGGUCGGCGGACGAGUUUGUGAAGAUCCACGCCGCGUACUGCACGCUUUCUGAUCCCGAGAAACGCGCCGUUUACGAUCGGAGGAUCCUUCGUCGGAGCCGGCCGUUGAGUGUCGGCGUUUCUGGAUUCGGCAGUUACGUUGGAGGGAAUUGGGAAACUGAUCAGUGCUGGUAGCGAGUCGUCUCGGUGAUGGAGUUUAACCAAUGCAUUAAGUUUUUUUUAUAAUCGUAAUUAAUAGUGCAAAAUCCAGAGAUUAAUGGGGUUGUAAAUGAUAAAGUCUAAAUGUUGUAUGAUUAGUUGCUUAAUAUGGCGUAUUGGCGAUAAUCAGAAUGCUAAUAAUAUCCGCUGAAUCUCUUUUCAUUUUAA
Messenger RNA from Brassica rapa (field mustard), 1206 nucleotides. Its product is annotated as chaperone protein dnaJ 11, chloroplastic. Lineage: Eukaryota; Viridiplantae; Streptophyta; Magnoliopsida; Brassicales; Brassicaceae. The record is from RefSeq and is a predicted model, not a curated record.